CGUAAUUCUGUCUCCGCUCCUGUUCAAAGCUUCGUUUCUCCCUCGUCCGGACUCCAAAUCAGUCGCCGUUUGAACCCAGACGCUCGUAGUCUCGUCCUCUUUCUUUUCAUGACAAGCUUGCAUGAUUAUUUGUCCAUAAAGUGAGGUAGAAAUCCAUUCUUCUUCAGGUCAUACCCGAGUUUCUUCUCCCGAAUCGUCAAUUGAUCUCUGAUUGACUU
Messenger RNA from Linum tenue, 218 nucleotides. NCBI's taxonomy places the organism in Eukaryota, Viridiplantae, Streptophyta, Magnoliopsida, Malpighiales, Linaceae. The record is from the annotation of a GenBank genome assembly.